This is a messenger RNA of Cynocephalus volans (Philippine flying lemur), 293 nucleotides long. Its product is annotated as cyclin-dependent kinases regulatory subunit 1. Gene Ontology annotation, molecular function: histone binding; cyclin-dependent protein serine/threonine kinase activator activity; ubiquitin binding. Gene Ontology annotation, biological process: regulation of mitotic cell cycle. The record is from RefSeq and is a predicted model, not a curated record. The transcript has a single exon. NCBI's taxonomy places the organism in Eukaryota, Metazoa, Chordata, Mammalia, Dermoptera, Cynocephalidae. Gene Ontology annotation, cellular component: SCF ubiquitin ligase complex; cyclin-dependent protein kinase holoenzyme complex. The coding region runs from base 16 to 255 and encodes 79 amino acids.
GCAGGCAGAGCGAUCAUGUCACACAAACAAAUUUACUAUUCGGACAAAUAUGAUGACGAGGAGUUCGAGUACCGGCACGUCAUGUUGCCCAAGGACAUAGCCAAGCUGGUCCCUAAAACCCAUCUGAUGUCUGAAUCUGAAUGGAGGAAUCUUGGUGUUCAGCAGAGUCAGGGAUGGGUCCAUUAUAUGAUCCAUGAACCAGAACCUCAUAUCUUGCUGUUCCGGCGACCACUACCCAAGAAGCCAAAGAAAUGAAGCUGGCAAGCUCCUUUUCAGCCUCAAGCUUUACACAG